Messenger RNA from Gossypium raimondii (Peruvian cotton), 828 nucleotides. Its product is annotated as 60S ribosomal protein L30. The record is from RefSeq and is a predicted model, not a curated record. The transcript has 3 exons. Gene Ontology annotation, cellular component: cytosolic large ribosomal subunit. Gene Ontology annotation, molecular function: structural constituent of ribosome; RNA binding. Bases 175 to 429 code for a protein of 84 amino acids. Lineage: Eukaryota; Viridiplantae; Streptophyta; Magnoliopsida; Malvales; Malvaceae.
UUGCUAUUAUGUUCCGAAAUCAAAGAUUGCCUAAUCGGUCUCCCUUUUACCCUCCCAAGCCGAAAUCGAUUCUCCACCCCACCCCACCCUCUCCCUCCCAACAUCAACAAAAGCUGCCAGCAAACCAAACCUCCAGUUCCCUUCUCGCCGAAGAUCUCCUGUCCUCCGACGACAAUGGUUGCCGCCAAGAAGACCAAGAAGACCCAUGAGAGUAUUAACAACAGAUCGGCUCUCGUUAUGAAAAGUGGGAAAUACACUUUGGGUUACAAAACUGUUCUCAAAUCUCUUAGAAGCUCCAAAGGUAAGUUGAUUAUUAUUUCCAACAACUGCCCUCCUCUUAGGAAGUCGGAGAUCGAGUAUUAUGCCAUGUUGUGCAAAGUUGGAGUUCACCACUACAAUGGAAGUACGUUCCUUAACCUAUCAUUAUAAUUAUUUAGAACCAAUGUUUACUUUUCAUGUCACAUUGAAUCGAAAUCCAUUUUACAAUCCCUUCCCUUGCCCUUUCAAUUCUUUAGUUUUAGUUAUUUGUGAAAAGCUAGAUAGAAUUGCUUUUUCUAGUGCUGCUGAUGGAAAUGGUAGAAGGAACGUCUAAUCUGUAUGUCACUCAGAAGCCAUUUGAUGAAUUUAUUGAUAAGAACGAUAUUUUUUUAAUUGGUAAUACUGUAUCUUGAUGGAAGCUAACUGUUAUUCUAGUUUUCACAUGUAAAUUGUGAUGGUGGUUUGCUCAACUUAGAAGGAUUGCUGAACUUCAAGUAAUAUAGUUUGUUCAAUAAUGUUGUUCGUUUUAAAUUAGUUGUUGGAAUUUUCUGUUUUCAUUUUCAUUUUACC